Molecule: messenger RNA, 3913 nt
Organism: Melanotaenia boesemani (Boeseman's rainbowfish)
Lineage: Eukaryota; Metazoa; Chordata; Actinopteri; Atheriniformes; Melanotaeniidae
Gene: sall4
Product: spalt-like transcription factor 4
Exons: 4
Coding region: 140-3355 (1071 amino acids)
Biological process (GO): regulation of transcription by RNA polymerase II
Cellular component (GO): nucleus
Molecular function (GO): DNA-binding transcription factor activity, RNA polymerase II-specific; RNA polymerase II cis-regulatory region sequence-specific DNA binding
Source: RefSeq, a predicted model, not a curated record
UCAGAGGCCUGUGAUAAAUCGCAAUGCAUUAUCGAUAAUAAUAAUUACGUUGACAUGCGCAUUUCUACUUGAGGGGCUAAUUUUCCGAGCCGAAGAAUUUGGAGAAGAAGGGGAGGAAAAGUGUCCGGAUGGUCGCAGCAUGUCGAGGCGCAAACAAGCCAAACCACAGCACAUCAACUCCGACGAGCCCGGUUCGGCCCAGACUGGGACUCUACAAGAUGAUCCAGCUGAAGAGACAGGAAACGACGUGAAGAGGCUGAGGAUGGAGGACACCAGAGUCUGCAACAAGUGUUGCGCCGAAUACUUUGACGAAGCAGAAUUUCUCGAGCAUGAAAAAAAUUGCACUAAAAGUCAACAAGUGGUCAUCAUGAAGGAGGGAGACUGUGGUGAAGUGCUGGAGGAAUAUUCCCAGGGUUCUCCCGAUGGCUUAAACAGCGAUCAUGAUGAUAGCCAGUCCAGUAAUCAUUCCAAUACAGACCAGCUGGAGAGGACGGAGGAAGAGUCCAGCAUGAACGCAGAGGACUCUGUGCACCAGGAUCAGGGAGAAAUGCCUGGCAGUCCUGAGAUGGCUUUCCAGCCUUCACCCAAAAUGCAAGAUUCAAACGUCACCCUGGAAACUAUGGCUGACACUAAAGUGGCCGUGUCCCAGCAUUCUUCAAAUACCUCGGUGACGUCACCACAGGAAGUGCUGCAGGCCAUCCCCGUCAUCCUGGAGCAGCUGGUGUGUCUGCAGCAGCAGCAGCUACAACAGAUCCAGAUCACAGAGCAGAUCAGAAUCCAGGUAGCCAUGAUGACCCCGCAGGGUCUGCAGUCAUCUGUGGGGACAGCCAUGGACCCUCUGAAAGCUCUCGGUGCUCAUCUCUCUCAGCAGCUGUCUGCCGCAGCAGCUCUGAUUGGAAAAAGGACUGGGAGUCAGAGCCUGUCCAUGGAGACCAUAAAACAAGGUAAACUACCUCUGCCCGCUGGUAUCGGCGCCUCACUGGGAUCAGUGGCUUCUAAAUCAGACAUUUUGAAGAGCGUUCCAGAUCUAAGCAGCCGUCUACCAGCUCUGCUGCCCCAGUCUCCGGCCGUCCUGGGUUUCCCCAGCUCCUUUAACGGGAUCCAAGCGGGGAUCGAGUCCUCUAAGAAGCUGAAGACCAAGAUGCUGUCCCUCCCACCAGAACCAAAGAAUGUAGAAUCGCUGUACAAGCACAAGUGUAAAUACUGUGGGAAAACGUUUGGGAAUGACAGCGCCCUGCAGAUUCACCUACGCUCCCACACGGGCGAGAGGCCUUUCAAGUGUAACAUUUGUGGAAACCGCUUCACCACCAAAGGAAACCUCAAAGUCCACUUCCAGAGGCACAAAGACAAGUAUCCUAACAUAAGCAUGAAUCCUCAUCCUGUACCGGAGCACCUUGACAAUAUUCCCACCAGCAGUGGCAUUCCUUUCGGAAUGUCUGUGCCCAUAGAAGAGUCCAAUCUCACUGAAAUGAAGCCCAUCCUCAGUCAUCCUGCUCCUGGCUUCAACCCGUCACCCAUGUCUGGAUUUAAACCUUUUGAUGCAUACGGUGGUGACACAUUUUCCCAGAAGCCCUCCCCAUCUACAAGUGAAGGCUCCCCGUCCAUCUCCUCUGUAUUUGGCCAAGAAUCUGGUCAGGAUCCCAAUCAGAAGGAUGCUAAAGAACUCCUUGGAGCGCUGCAUCACAUGAAUGGCAGUGCCCUCCCAGGAGAAGCCAGCUCUGGAACCGCUAAGCUACAGCAGAUGGUGGACGGUCUGGAAAAAAGGACCGACGAUCCCAACGAGUGUGUGAUCUGCCACAGGGUGCUCAGCUGCCAGAGCUCGCUGAAGAUGCAUUACCGCACACACACCGGAGAGCGGCCCUACAAGUGCAAAAUCUGUGGUCGCGCGUUCUCCACCAAGGGCAACCUCAAGGCUCAUUAUGGGGUGCACAGAGCCAACACUCCUUUGAAAAUGCAGCAUUCGUGUCCCAUCUGCCAGAAGAAGUUCACCAACGCUGUGGUUCUGCAGCAGCACAUCCGCAUGCACAUGGGGGGGCAGAUCCCCAACACCCCCAUGCCAGAAAACCAGUUUGAAGCUGGAGAAGUGUUGGAGCCGUCUCUAUCAGAGGACAAGAACAUGGAUGUGAAUGGGUUUGACGCAAGCAUGGAAGAUCACGAGUCAGAGCUGACCUCCCAGAAGCCCAACGAUUCCUCAAAUUCCCUCCCGCCUGUCUCAGAGGAUCCCCAGAAGCUGGUGCCCUCCCCUGUGUUUUCCAGCCUGGACGUCCUGAAGAAUCUUACCUCUGCUCUUGCACUGAAAAGACAGAGUAGCACUGCUUCAGAGAGCGAGGGGACGUCCAAGGAGUCCCCACCGGAAAACCACAACGGCCGCAGUCCUGCCAUUUCUGACUCGGCCAUUUCAUUCCACUCCUCCUCCCCAGUGAACAACUUUGGGACUAAAUCCCCCGAGUCAGCUGGGGAUGAAUUUGGCUGCAGCGGGUCCAAACAGGAGUCCGAUGGCACACAAGAUGUCAGCGAGUCGGGUGGAGCUCUGGACCUCACAGCUUCCAGCAGCUUCAUCCCCAAAGUGAUCAAAGAGGAACCAGGAAUGCUGUUUACUAACGGAGACUACGCUCCCAGCACCAUCCCUUUCAUGAAGAUCCCAUCAAGUCUGGGCAGCAUGGAGAUGAAGAUUCCUUCAGAGAAUCCUUUGGGUCCUCACGGUCUGUUCAGCUCCCACAUGCCUCAGGGAACGGCCAUGUCCUCCUCCAUGUCCUCCGCACCACGCCGGUCCACCAAACAGCACACAUGUAACGCCUGUGGCAAGAACUUCUCCUCCGCCAGCGCCCUGCAGAUCCACGAGCGCACACACACGGGCGAGAAGCCUUUCGCCUGCAACAUCUGUGGCCGCGCUUUCACCACCAAGGGAAACCUGAAGGUUCAUAUAGGCACUCACAUGUGGAACAACUCUUCACGCCGUGGCCAGCGCCUGUCUCUGGAUAACCCCAUGGCGCUGAUGGCCAUGAACUCUGAAGCCAAGAUGGUGCCAGACAUCAUGCAGGCACCCAAAGAGCUGCCUGCACCACCCAUGAACUUUGACCCAUCUCUAUGGAACCAGUACGCUGCUGCUGCCUUCAGCAGCGGCCUGACUAUGAAGACCAAUGAAAUUUCUGUCAUCCAGGGAGGUGGCAUCCCGCUCCCCGGGAGCCCCGCCGGCGGGCCUCUGAUCGGAUCCACUGGGGGCCUGAUGAAGAUGGACGGAUCCCACUCGGGUUUGCCUGCCACCAUGGCUGAAAGCGAGAAGAAUGGGUCUGACGGGGUACCCAAAGCCCACUUCCCACAUUUCAUGGAGGAGGGUAAAAUCGCAGUCAACUGAGGUCUCGCUUUCAUCUCUUCUUCAGAUGGUGUUUUCAGAUGAGGUACAAUCACAUGUCCAGAAGAAAACGGCUCAAUGAUUCUCAAGUGUUGUGUUUAGCUGAACUUGGUUAAAACUACUGUAGUUGUAUUUUUUAUUUUAUAUGAAUAUAUAUGCGGGUAUUUCUUUUUUUCUGUGACUUUUUGUUUUUGCUGUCUAUCCAGAAGUUUGAAUGUACAAAUUACUUGAAACUGCGUUAAUUCAAACUCGAUGACUUUGAAGGAUUUUGACUUGACUUGGAAAAUGUUUCAGGGCACCUGUCUGAGCAGUUUCCAACUCGGUUUCAAGUAGUAAACUGUAGAAGUCCAAAGACUACUUUUCCUCCUGCUGUGUGCCAUAGCUUUUAUGACAUUGUACAUGUAUAUGGUAGUGUUAAAUGUCAUCUUUUUGUCUCAUUUUGAAAGUAAUUGAUCAUUCGGAUUAUUCCACUGUCUUGUUAAAAUUGUGUGUGAGAAGUUGUUCCUGAUCUGAAGGAACUGUGCUGCAUUCAUGGCACUAUCAGUUUUUAGUUUUUUUUUU